AUGCUACAGGUGGAUACUAGCAUGUCAAGGAACACGGUUAUCCACGGCGGGCAAUUGUUCGCCGCACGCACCAACGACUACGUAGGCGGCUCUCCACUCAAGACCAACUACUCCCCCAAGCUCUGCAUGGUCGACCUCACGCGCAACGACUUCUUGUUCAAGCGGACGCCAACCUCGAAGAACGCUUUGAAGGAAGUUCUUCAGGGCGUUCUCGAGGCGACUGACGAGAAAGGGACGGUUGCAUGUGCGAUACCUCGUCCUUGGUUUGAGAAAGGCGCUCUGGUCUAUGACGCCUUCAGGGAACUCAGCGAUGCGGACGUCGAAGCCAACCCACUCGUCAUCUACUACACGAGCGUGAGCGGAGGCGCCCAGCCGAGGAACAAGGAAGGCCACAUGCGGAACCAACAGGAGCUAGUUCUUGUGGUGCACCGCAGAGGUUCAGAUGGUACGACGGGAUUCACGUGCAACAAACGUGUUGUGGUAACAGACGUUUUCGGUCACUCCCAGGGUCCUGUCCCGCAUGCGCGACACGUCAUCCACUUGGACAACUUGCCUCCAGGGGCACCCAACGGGGGGUCCCGAACGUUCUUCCCUUCCGUGGCGUGUCAGUAUUUGAUCGCAAGAUACACCAACGCCGGCGACACAGUCCUAGGAAUUGGAGUGGAAACCACUACAGCUCCAGUGGAUGCCAUAUCGCGAGGGCGCCGAGUCGAAUUUUAUGUGAUGGAUGAGUCGAAGCGCGCCGCUCUGCAGACUAACAUCGCCUCGGCGUUUCACAAGGCGCACAGCUCGGGCAUGUUUCAGAGCCGACGUGGAGGGCAAGAGGUCUUCGUUGGUCCGAGGUGCUUACCCGCUGGCCUCCCACCAUCCACUGCACCCGGGCGGGUGCAAGAGGCCCUCAAAGCGGAACUACAGAAGGAAGAAGACGUAGAGGCGGCCUCGUUCGCCGUGGCGCAGGCGGUGUCCAAGACUUCCCACCUCGUCCUACAGGGUGACCCCUCCAACCCCAAGCUCGUGCUGAAAAAGCCGAAGAGGAGCAGUAGGUCGUCGAGAGACAUCUCGGGCUUACUUGUGUGGGGUGAUCUGAUAGUGUACUCGUCCCCCAACGCCGCUAGCCAGUCGAUGGACUCAGACGAAGUCGACGAAGAGUUUGUUCGUCUCCUUCGGAUCGCUACGAACGCGCAGCUUCAGCUUAUGCUUGAACCCGGUACAGAGCGUUGCACUCCUGAGGCCGCGUUGUACUUGAGGGUAGACAAGACGUGUCCCAUCUACUGGACUAGGUGGAACAAGAAGUCUAAGGCAGACUUAGACAUUUGCUGCGACAUUCCUCAGCGUGGCACUCGGGUAAAAAUUCUUGACAAGGUCGGUUUUGGUGACGACGGUAGCGGUGGGGUGAAGGUCCGUCAUGUUCGCAACAAGCCGAACGCAGCGAGCACCCACACCGACAAUCCCUUGUACAUUAGCACGAGCUGUGGUCGAAUCGUCGGGUCGGACAUGUUUGAAUCUUCCAGUGUAGUCGGUGAAGCGGACGACGAGGAGGAGGAGGAGGACGAGGAGGAGGAGGACGAGGACGAAGAGGACGAGGGGGUCGAGUAACGUCGAAGCACAUGUCGGCAGUGCUCAAUGUCGCCGCCUUCACGGAGUCGGGUCGGGGUCGUACCUGGCUCCGACAUUUACUGGUUCCACUCUCUUGAGCUUCUAUUUGU
This is a messenger RNA of Ectocarpus siliculosus, 1706 nucleotides long. Lineage: Eukaryota; Phaeophyceae; Ectocarpales; Ectocarpaceae. The record is from the annotation of a GenBank genome assembly.